Molecule: messenger RNA, 2643 nt
Organism: Henningerozyma blattae CBS 6284
Lineage: Eukaryota; Fungi; Ascomycota; Saccharomycetes; Saccharomycetales; Saccharomycetaceae
Gene: UPC2
Product: Upc2p
Exons: 1
Coding region: 1-2643 (880 amino acids)
Biological process (GO): regulation of transcription by RNA polymerase II
Molecular function (GO): DNA-binding transcription activator activity, RNA polymerase II-specific; zinc ion binding
Source: RefSeq, a predicted model, not a curated record
AUGCCAGAAAAUAAUAAUAACAACCCCAUUACAAUUCAAUCAUCAACUAAUGAUACUUCAAGAUCUAAUGCAUCCAUGCAAAAUAAUAAUAUAACAACUAAUGAUUCUCGUAAUGAUCAAUAUUCGGGAAAUAAUUCUCCAAAUAGUAAUAAAUGCGAAGACAAAUCUGAUAAUGAUUCCAUUGAAAAAACUCCAUCAGAAUCUACAUUUAUUAGAAGAAAGGAAAAAAUUAUUGAAUUAAUUACUGUUGAUGGUAAAAAAGUCAGUAAAACUUCUAAAGGGAAAAGAAAAUUUCAUAAUAAAUCAAAAAAUGGUUGUGCAAAUUGUAAAAGAAGAAGAGUCAAAUGUGAUGAAGGGAAACCUACUUGUCAAAAAUGUUUAAAUAUGAAAUUACAAUGUGUUUAUUUACCAGUUACAGCAAGAAAUAAACCCAAAAUUUCUCAAGUAGAGACACUACCCAAUCCAUCAAUUAUGACAUCAAAUUCUACGAUAAAUUCCAAUGAGAAAAUCAAAUCAGAAUCAGAUAUCAAAGUGAAGGAUAAUAGUUCUCAAAACACAAUCUUUCCAAAUAAAACUUCCUCUACUCCACAAUUGAGCAAUACCUUACCAUUAAAGCAGGAAAAUGCAUCAUCAAAUUUAUAUUCAUAUUUACCAAGAAAUAAUUCCAAUAAUUAUAAUUCUAAUGGGAACGUUUUAACAAAUCAUACCUCCAAAUCUCCUACUUUACUCCCCCAACCUAUUAUUUCAAAUUCAAGCAAUGGGAGUAAUAAAAGUAAUAAUAAUUCUAAUGGUAUUACUACCACUACAAAUGUCACAAGCACCGCAACUGCCAAUACUCAUCAGUUAAAUUAUAAUCAAGAUAAUUUAUUACCUUCCAAGAUUAAUUUAACAACUAGUAUUGGUAGUUAUUUUAAUAAUAAUUCAAAUUUAACAACACAAAAUAAUUCUUCCAAUAACCCUAAAACUAUAUCGACUACAAUACCGACAACAAGAUUAAAUAGCAAUAGAUCUUCUAGUAAUACAUCAAGAAUUACCAAGAAUAGUAAUGUUGGUUCUCAUGAACAUAUUAUUAACCAUUUAAUGAAAAAACAACAAGAACAACAAUCAUUUAUGAAUACAAAUAAUUUCGGAAAUAAUAAUGGUAAUACUAAUACUAGUAAUAAUCUAAAUGCAUUAUUAUCCUCUUUUACAAAGGCAAAUAUUAAUCAAUCCACAAUUGAAAAAUUAAUAAAUUUGGCAUCUACUUUUGGUUCAAAUCCUCAAAUGGCUCAAUUUAUUGCUAAUAAUGUCAACAAUAUAAAUCCAAAUGCAAGUAAUGGAAUUUCUCCAAUUGCAGGUAUGGGCGGUAUAGAUUAUGAUUUUAAUGAAUUAUUGGGUAUAAAUAAUGAUAAAAAUUCCAAUGCAAACUCAAAUGAAAGUUCUAAUACAAAUUCAAAUGUAAAUUCAAAUGCAAAUUCAAAUUCAAAUCCCGAUGCAAAUCCAAAUGCCAAUUCAAAUGCCAAUUCGAAUCAAACUUUUAUAAAUCAAUCACUAUCACAACAAUAUCAAAAUUCUACUGUACCAUUAUCAGCUCAAUCACAAUACCAAGCAAAUCAACAAAUACCACUUCAACAACAACAACGACAACAACAACAAUUAAAUACCAACACUAAUACUACUACAACUACAAAUACCAAAAAUAAUUCAUCAAAUCAGAUUUUGAAACUAAUUCAAUUAUCCAAACAAGGUAAUUUAAAUUUAAUUGAUUUGAAAUUAUUUCAUCAUUAUUGUACUAAAGUUUGGCCUACGAUUAUUGAAGCUGGCAUAUCAGGCGCUGAAGUUUGGUCUAAAGAUAUACCUGAAUUAGCUUUUGAUUAUCCAUUUUUAAUGCAUUCUCUUUUGGCUUUAAGUGCCACGCAUUUAUCAAGAAGUCAAACCGGGUUAGAAGCAUAUGUUUCAACUCAUCGUAUUGAUGCAUUAAGAUUAUUAAGAGAAGCUGUAUUAGAAAUAUCUGAGGAUAAUACCGAUGCAUUAGUAGCAAGUGCUAUAAUAUUAAUUAUGGAUUCUUUAGCCAAUGCAUCUAAUCCUACCUCCACAGGUACACCAUCUGCAUGGAUCUUCCACGUUAAAGGAGCUGCCACAAUUCUAACCGCUGUUUGGCCAUUAAGCGAAAAAUCUAGAUUUUAUAAUUUAAUCUCUAUGGAUCUAAGUGAUUUAGGUGAUAUCUUUAAAGAACAUAAAGAUGAUAAUAUAAUAUCAGAAUUGAUUUGUUUUGAUGAUAGCAUCUCUGAUUUAUACCCUGUGGAUAUAAAUUCACCAUAUUUAAUCACAUUAGCAUAUUUGGAUAAAUUAUACCACGAAAAAAAUCAUGCUGAUUUUAUUUUAAGAAUAUUUGCAUUCCCUGCUUUGUUAGAUAAAACAUUUUUAGCAUUAUUAAUGACUGGCGAUUUAGGCGCAAUGAGAAUCAUGAGAAGUUAUUAUAAAUUAUUAAGAGGUUAUACUACUGAAGUGAGGGAUAAAGUUUGGUUUUUAGAAGGUGUAUCUCAUGUUUUACCACAAGAUGUUGAUGAAUAUAGAGGCGGUGGUGGUAUGCAUAUGAUGUUGGAUUUCCUGGGAGGUGGAUUACCAUCAAUGACCACUACCAAUUUACAAGAAUUUAUGUAA